Molecule: messenger RNA, 453 nt
Organism: Coccidioides immitis RS
Lineage: Eukaryota; Fungi; Ascomycota; Eurotiomycetes; Onygenales; Onygenaceae
Exons: 1
Coding region: 1-453 (150 amino acids)
Source: RefSeq, a predicted model, not a curated record
AUGAGUCCAACUGACGGCCCGACAGCUUCUCAAGAUGAAGGGAGCUGGUCUGUGGGAUGCGUGUUAAGAUACAAGGAUGGGCGAGAACGGAACGGGUUAUGGGUUGCUCCACAAACUUUACGGGAAGAAGAGGGUUUGAUAGAGCUCCCAGGUAGCUUGGUCAACGGGAGGGAGCGAGAUGGGAGCGAGAUCGUGAACCUGACAGUCGAGAAUCGUGCGAAGCCCGGGCCAUUCACAGUCUCCCAGAUGGCGGAUGAGCUGUCGAUUGAGCGGAGAGCUCACCAACUCGCCCGCUGCGCCGCCGUGACGCCGUGGCGCCUGGGGCUUGCUGUAAAAUUACAACGGCCAGCGAACCGCUCAACGGUCCUAGCGAGCCAUUGUCCAGUCAGGCUGCGUAUCAUUGGAAAUUUUGGUAAUCGUGGGGAAGCUACCGCGCUAGCGCCAGCUGACUAA